CCUUCAUCGCUUUCGGCGCCUCCCGAUUGGCUGGCGACGGCGAGUCCGAGGCUUCGCUGAGAACUUGGGCGCGAGGGAGAAGACCUUGGCAUGAACAGAAUUCGCAUCCAUGUUUUGCCUUCAAGUCGGGGGCGACUCACCCCCGUACCAAGGCAGCAAGAAGCCUUGUCCUGUGCCUUUGCUCACCGGCCAUGCUCCCAGCCCCGUUUGGAGGGACAUGACUUCUGCAUUAAACACAUCCUUGAAGACAGGAAUGCACCCUUCAAGCAGUGUAGCUACAUUUCCACGAAGAAUGGGAAGCGAUGCCCUAAUGCAGCUCCAAAGCCUGAGAAGAAGGAUGGUAUUUCUUUCUGUGCUGAACAUGCCCGCAGAAAUGCUCUGGCGCUGCAGGCACAGAUGAAGAAAUCCAAUCCUAGUCCUGUACGAGAGUCUCUCCUCUGUCAGUUGAGCUCCUAUGCCAAGACUGAUUUAGGCUCCCAGACUGCUGAAGCUAGCCGUAGUGAAGCUAGCAGGAUUUUGGAUGAGGACAGCUGGAGUGAUGGAGAGCAGGAGCCUCUUACUGUGGAUCAAACAUGGAGAGGAGAUCCCGACAGUGAAGCUGAUAGCAUUGACAGUGACCAGGAGGACCCCCUAAAACAUGCUGGUGUGUACACUGCUGAGGAAGUGGCGCUGAUCAUGCGAGAGAAACUGAUCCGGUUGCAGUCUCUGUAUAUUGAUCAGUUCAAACGCCUUCAACACCUCCUGAAAGAGAAGAAACGCCGGUACUUGCACAGUCGCAAAGUGGAACAUGAAACUAUAGGUAGCAGCCUCCUGACAGGCCCAGAGGGACUUCUGGCUAAAGAGCGUGAAAACCUGAAGCGGCUGAAAUAUUUGAGACGAUACCGACAGCGCUAUGGUGUGGAGGCUCUUCUGCACCGGCAGCUGAAGGAACGCAGAAUGCUGGCCACUGAGGGCGCUGCCCAGCAGGCACACACAACCCGUUCCAGUCAGAGGUGUUUGGCUUUUGUGGAUGAUGUCCGAUGUUCCAACCAGUCCCUACCCAUGACAAGACACUGCCUUACUCAUAUUUGCCAGGACAACAAUCAGCUUCUCUUUAAGCUGUGCCAAGGGUCAGAAGAAGCCUCCUGCAGCAAGCCAGUGCCUGUAAGCCUCUCUGAAGAUCCCUGCUGCCCACUCCAUCUCCAGCUACCCCCUCAGAUGUAUGUUCCUGAACAGGUACUAUCUGUUCCUGAGGAGCUGGAAGCUACUUCUACGGACUUGUACUUGAGUGCAGCUGAACUCCGGCCCACAGAGUCCUUGCCACUGGAGUUUAGUGAUGAUUUGGAUGUUGUUGGGGAUGGGAUGCAGUGUCCCCCUUCUCCACUGCUUUCUGAUCCUUCUACAGCCCUCGAGAACCAGUUGAACAAAAAUGCGGAAGUUCCUGUAAAUCUACCUUCAGAUGAAGAGUCUAUUCAGCGUGGAUUUCUGAACCAGGCAGAACAGUCAGGCAGGGGAGACUUUUCUGGACAAACUGCAUCUCCCAUUACGGAGUCACAACAAGAGCUUCUAUUACAGAAUAUUCAGUAUCUAGUGACAAGUGUGACUGAACUGGAGGAGGGUAAAAAAGAAGAGCCUGCAACCAAUGGAAAUUCAGACCCAGUCUCCAUCAGCUGAUAGAAUUCUCAGAUGGGUGGAAACCUACCUAGAUGAUGGAAGUAUCUGCUUCUCUGGAACUUGUCCUAGUUCUUUGUUUUUAAAGGUCCCUAUUAUAUCUCACCAGAUCAGGAAGAUGUCUGUCUGGGAGACAAGUGUGGCAAGCAGGUUUUGGAUGGUUUUCCAUUGGUCAACCUCAGCUGUUCUUUUGUAACUGCCGUUUAUGUUAGAGAGCUUAUCUGAUGUAAAUGCAGAGAGCACGAGAAAGUGUUUCAUGAGUACAUGCACUGGGAGGCUAUAUCUAGUUUAUAUUCAUCGUAGCAAUGAUAGUCUCUGAAGAGGAAAUUGCUUGGAGUAAUUUCUAUAGUUGCAUUUAUUGAGAGUAUGUUUAAAGUCAUGAAGUUGUUCUAGGUAAAAGAGGAGCUUAUUAGCCAUACUAUACAUUAGCCUGCUAAUGUGCACCUGUGCAAAGCCUGCUUGGCUGUAUUUUCUCUGGCACUGAAGUCUACAGAUUCCUACUUUUAGCUUUAACUUGUGUAUAAAUCUCAUGUAGUAUAAAAAUAAAAAUGCACUGGAUAAAAGUUUA
Molecule: messenger RNA, 2218 nt
Organism: Pogona vitticeps (central bearded dragon)
Lineage: Eukaryota; Metazoa; Chordata; Lepidosauria; Squamata; Agamidae
Gene: KANSL2
Product: KAT8 regulatory NSL complex subunit 2
Cellular component (GO): NSL complex
Source: RefSeq, a predicted model, not a curated record